Microthlaspi erraticum is the source of this 312-nucleotide messenger RNA. The record is from the annotation of a GenBank genome assembly. NCBI's taxonomy places the organism in Eukaryota, Viridiplantae, Streptophyta, Magnoliopsida, Brassicales, Brassicaceae.
AUGAUUCUUACCUACGUUCUGCAACUUAGUUAUGCAGGUGGAGGUACUUAUUGUGCUAUCGCAUCCCUUCGACUGAUGGGAUUCGUUGGAGUUGAUUUUCUGUCUAAUGAUUCAUCAAAUUCAAUAAUAUACCCUUCAUUGCUUCUCAACAGAGUCUACAGAGACAAGCUAAUGAUGCUGAAUUUCAAGGUAGGGCUAACAAACGGAGCGACACAUGCUAUGCAUCUUGGAUUGGUGCUAUUCUUUCAUAGGAGGCGAUGCAUUCAUCAACAAAGUUGCUCUUCGCCAAUUCUUACUGACUUGUCAUUUUGA